AAACACAAAAUAACAUAACCCUAAUUCCGGAUUUCCCUGGGCUUCUGGUUCUGCGCCUCUGCUUCUCCAUCCGAUCGAUCAGUCCACAGUCCACAGUUCCUCGUCUUCGGUCUCUCUGCCCGCGCCGGGCUAAUGUUUGCUGCAAUAGAAUUACAGCAGCGAAGAUAAAAGAAGAAAGGAUUGCAAUUAUGCCGUCUCUUCAAACAGCGCUGCCUCCUGAACUUGCCAAUAACACCAUUCGACUCUAUCGCGAAUGUCUUCGUCGAGCUAAGUAUAUUGGUAGUAAGCAAUACAACACAAAGCUGCUCAUUGAUAUGGUAAGGCAGCAGUUCAGAAACAACAUGCACGAGAAAGAUCCAGAGAAGAUUCAAAAGCUCAAGGACGAUGCUGCAAGAGGCCUCAUAAAUCACAUGUUAUACGAGUCUGAGCAGUUGAGUGGCCGGAAAUUCAGCAAGAGCUCAUAGAGGAAGCGUUUAAACCCUCGCAAUGGGCAGUUUCAAAGCAUCGUCUCAUUGUUCGAAAGUUUCAUUGUAUUACUACUAUUCUACAUAAAUGAAACUAUGAAACUCCAUAGCUAAUUCUUGAAGUAGUGCUGCAGGAUGGACACCUAUUCUCGUGGUUUUAUUUGAAUGCUGAACUGAUCAUAACAUGAAUAUAUUUUCGAUAUUUCAAUAUA
Ipomoea triloba (trilobed morning glory) is the source of this 676-nucleotide messenger RNA. RefSeq lists its product as uncharacterized. The transcript is spliced from 5 exons. The record is from RefSeq and is a predicted model, not a curated record. NCBI's taxonomy places the organism in Eukaryota, Viridiplantae, Streptophyta, Magnoliopsida, Solanales, Convolvulaceae. Bases 189 to 464 code for a protein of 91 amino acids.